This is a messenger RNA of Mytilus trossulus (common blue mussel), 1526 nucleotides long. RefSeq names its product ran-specific GTPase-activating protein-like. Lineage: Eukaryota; Metazoa; Mollusca; Bivalvia; Mytilida; Mytilidae. Gene Ontology annotation, biological process: nucleocytoplasmic transport. The record is from RefSeq and is a predicted model, not a curated record. Gene Ontology annotation, cellular component: nuclear pore; cytoplasm. The transcript has 6 exons. The coding region runs from base 270 to 965 and encodes 231 amino acids. Gene Ontology annotation, molecular function: GTPase activator activity.
UUAUUUAUGCAUGUUGCAAGGGAGAUAAAUCUUGAACUUAGAAAAAAGAUGGGGAUGACUUUUCAAAACGACGACAAAGGAAGGGACAAAAUUCAGACGAUAUAAUAUUGGUUGUCUUAUUUUAACAGAGCUCGAACUACAAUUUUUCAUUAUUUGUAGUACAUACUGUUAUUUCUGCAACAUUUUUUCAGAGCGAAUCAAGAAGCUUUCGAAAGCGCCAUUUUCAGCAUCCAGAAAACGUGAAAUAAAUCGAUCCCCAUCCUCUGAACAUGGCAGAUGAUAAGCAUGAUGAAUCAGUUGACGAAUCUCCAGAAAUCCAUUUUGAACCUGUGAUAAAGUUACCAGAAAUAGAGGUUAAAUCAUUGGAGGAAGAGGAAGAAGAAGUAUUAAAGUUACGUGCAAAACUAUUUCGAUUUGACAAUUCUUUUGACCCUCCAGAAUGGAAAGAACGUGGAACUGGAGAUUGUAAGCUGUUGAAGCAUAAAGAAACCGGUUUGAUACGUGUUCUUAUGAGACGAGAUAAAACACUGAAAGUUUGUGCUAAUCAUUUCAUUACAGCCCAGAUGGAAUUAAAGCCAAACUGUGGGAGUGAUCGUGCCUGGUUAUGGAGUGUGGCGGCUGAUUAUGCAGAUGAAGAAGCCAAGCCAGAAACAUUGGCAAUACGAUUUGCUAAUGCUGAAAAUGCACAGAAAUUCAAUGAAAAAUUUAAUGAAGCAAAGACGAGCAAUGUGAAGCUUCUAGAGAAAGAAAAAUUAGAGAGACUUGAGAAUGGAGAUGGAGAUAAUAAAGACACAGAUAAAGUGGCCGAGAAGUUAGGUGAGAUGUCGGUGAAAUCAGACAGUAGUGAAAAGAAGGUGGAAAAUAAGACUGACGACCAGAAAACUGUAACGAGUGAAGAGAAAACAGACACAAAAGAUGAGAAAAAGGAGAAAGAUUCUCCAAAAAAGACAGAAAGUGUUUCGUGAUAUGUGAAUCCUUGGGAGAUGCCCAGGAAUGCAAAUUAGCUAUUGUGACAAAUUUUUAGUUCCUCGUUUGUGGGAGGUUAACAAGAAGACUUGUAUAAUCAAUUGUAUGGCUUGGAUAGGGAUAAACAUUGUCACCGGUUCUCAAAGUUGGAUAAUCAGUUGUUUCAUCUGUCAUCUCAUAAAUAUAGGGGAAAUGUCAUCUAAUUUAAGUAAACUUGUAUAUUUUGUUGUACGUCUUGAAAAGGUAAUUAACAUUGUCAUCAUUUCUCAGAAAUGAAAUGAUUUGACUGUUAACAGUUGAUAUUGUUUAAUUUGUCAUCUCAUGCAUGUGAGGGAAACAUCAUCUUAUUUACGGGGAAAAAAUCUUUGUUUGUUUUUCAUUGUGAAACAUGAGAACUAUCCUUUAAUUGUCGGAUGAAUUUAUUACCAUUUGAUGCAAAUCAGACCACCUCCAUUAUUUGUAUUCUAAGUUAUUUCUUGUUAUUGUGAUCUACUGUUCAUGAUUUUAUUUUCAAGUAAUAAUUGAAUUAUAAGUACUUACAAAUAAAGAUACAGAUGUAA